AUGGAUGUCAAACAACAAUCUGUGAUUCAAGUGCCACAAAAGCUUUCUACUAAAAAAUGUGAUUCCUCCUCAAAUGCCCUUCCUCUACCUCUAUACCUUGCUAACGCAGUUUUCUUCACCCUUUUUUUCUCCACCGUCUACUAUCUACUCCUCCGAUGGCGUGAAAAGAUCCGAAACUCAGCCCCUCCACAAGUCCUCACCCUCUCAGAAAUUGGUGCUGUCGUUGCCUUUGUUGUCUCCUUCGUCUAUCUCUUGGGCUUCUUUGGCAUCAGCUUUGUCCAGUCCUUGAUCAUUCCCCGUGUUUCCAACGACAUUUUGAAUGAACUGGAGGAAAUUGACCAGUUGAUGCACAAGGAGGAUUCCCGUGCCGCUCCCUGUGCUGCUGCCACAUCGCUAUCUGAUUGCCAAGUUGCUUCUCCCAAGUCUAAAUCCAAACUACACAAGAUUGAUGCUGCUGAUCAAUUGCCCCUAUCGUCGGAGGUGGACGAGGAGAUCAUCGAGUGCGUGGUGGAGGGCAAGACCCCUUCUUAUUCUCUCGAGUCCAAGCUUGGUAAUACCCUCCGUGCCGCAGCAAUUCGGCGUGAGGCAUUGCAGAGGAUCAGUGGAAAGUCCCUUGCUGGGCUGCCCUUGGAGGGCUUUGAUUACGACACCAUACUAGGACAGUGCUGUGAGAUGCCAGUGGGUUACGUUCAGAUUCCAGUAGGCAUCGCCGGGCCUUUGUUGCUUGAUGGCAGGGAAUUCUCGGUUCCCAUGGCCACCACGGAGGGCUGCCUGGUUGCCAGCACCAACAGGGGAUGCAAGGCCAUCUAUGUAUCUGGCGGGGCCUCUAGUGUGGUCUUAAGGGAUGCGAUGACCAGGGCUCCCGUGGUCAGGUUCGGCACUGCUAAGCACGCUGCUGAGUUGAAGUUCUUCCUCGAGGACUCUCUCAAUUUCGAGGCCUUGUCACUUGUUUUCAAUAGUUCCAGCAGAUUUGCCAGGCUUCAGAGCAUCAAGUGUGCGAUUGCUGGCAAGAAUCUCUACAUCAGGUUCUCCUGCAGUACAGGGGAUGCAAUGGGCAUGAACAUGGUCUCUAAGGGUGUGCAGAAUGUGAUGGACUUCCUUCACAAGGAAUUUCCGGACAUGGAUGUUAUUGGCAUCUCUGGAAACUACUGUUCAGACAAGAAACCGGCUGCUGUGAAUUGGAUUGAAGGUCGGGGUAAAUCAGUUGUUUGUGAGGCUAUCAUCAAGGAAGAUGUGGUGAAGAAGGUCCUCAAGACUGAUGUUGAGUCCUUGGUGGAGCUCAACAUGCUCAAGAACCUUACUGGUUCUGCUAUUGCUGGAGCUUUGGGUGGCUUCAACGCCCAUGCCAGCAAUAUUGUCUCUGCUAUAUUUAUUGCCACUGGCCAAGAUCCCGCACAAAAUGUUGAGAGUUCUCACUGCAUCACCAUGAUGGAAGCUGUCAAUGAUGGAAAGGACCUUCACAUCUCUGUCACAAUGCCUUCUAUUGAGGUCGGUACAGUUGGAGGUGGGACACAACUGACCUCUCAAUCAGCUUGCCUGAACUUGCUUGGAGUAAAGGGAGCCAGUAAAGAGGCUCCAGGAUCAAACUCAAGGCAGUUAGCUACCAUUGUAGCUGGGGCCGUUCUUGCUGGAGAGCUCUCUCUCAUGUCAGCACUUGCUGCUGGCCAACUCGUCAAGAGCCAUAUGAAGUACAACAGGUCCAAUAAGGAUGCGUCUAAGACUUCAUCUUGAGGUUCCUAUCCCUGAAUAAGUUAUGGCUGAUGAACGGGGCAGACUGCACAUAUAUUGUUAUCAAAACAGUGAAAGUUCUAACGCACAUUUUCGUUCUUGCUAAAUUCAUGUGUUGGGUAAAACUAAAAUUGCAAGAGAUUGGAUUAGAGUCUUCCUUUGUUUAUUGUACUAUUCUUUUGUACACUUCAUAGAUUUACAUUUGUGAAGGAUGUAUUGACCACCAAGGUA
This is a messenger RNA of Olea europaea var. sylvestris, 1959 nucleotides long. Its product is annotated as 3-hydroxy-3-methylglutaryl-coenzyme A reductase-like. The transcript has 3 exons. Bases 1 to 1731 code for a protein of 576 amino acids. Gene Ontology annotation, cellular component: peroxisomal membrane; endoplasmic reticulum membrane. Gene Ontology annotation, molecular function: hydroxymethylglutaryl-CoA reductase (NADPH) activity; protein binding. NCBI's taxonomy places the organism in Eukaryota, Viridiplantae, Streptophyta, Magnoliopsida, Lamiales, Oleaceae. The record is from RefSeq and is a predicted model, not a curated record. Gene Ontology annotation, biological process: coenzyme A metabolic process; sterol biosynthetic process; isoprenoid biosynthetic process.